GCUCUCUCGCCUUGGGCACCAAAUAACCUAGAGCCGGCCCUGCUCCCAAGGUUUUUUUUCGCCAUUCUGUCACCGAUGGAGUUUUGGUUCCUUUCCGCUGUCGCCUCUGGCUUAGUUGGGGUCACUUCAUUUACAGCGAUACUGUUGACUUGAUUACAAAUUAUUGCAAAGAUACGACAUCUCUGAAUUCAAUGAUUAAAUAAAUAAAGGUGACUUGACUCUUUAGGCUUGAACUGAUGGUAAAAGGACAUUAUUAACGGUUUUACAUGUAUUCUGAAAGAUGAAACUCACAAUUAUGGAAAAGGGCAUUACAUUUCUGAUGAGUGCUUGUAGUGUUCGGCCAAUCACAAGUAUUGGGUCAGCUGUCCAAUCAGAGCAGGGGAAGGAAGAACUAAUGCAUAUAUGAGAGAUGCGUUUCCUGCACUUCCACUCUGCAGGGUGUCUGUGUAUGUCUGUUUCUCAGGAGAUCAAAGUAUCUGAGGCUUUUUUAAUUUACAAUUGCUUAAAGUAGUAAGCAGUGGAAAGUUAUCACUAGUUAGUACAGAUCAGCUGGUGAGGACAAGCAGAGCACUAUGGACAGCAGCAACUCAAGCAAAAUGAACCAGACUGAUUAUAACAAUAAUAACUUGGAUGAAGUUUUUUGUCUGGAAUGUUUUGAAAUGCUGAUGAACAAGAUUUCUCUGGUCUUCUUCUACCUGACCUUGAUCCUCGGUGUUCCUGGCAAUGCAUUUGUCGUGUAUGUCGCUGGAUUGAAGAUGAAGAGGACUGUUAAUACAGUAUGGUUUCUCAAUCUAGCGAUUGCUGACCUCUUGUGCUGCCUUACCACUCUUUUCAUCGUGAAUGGGAGCGCUCUUGAUCCCUCGCCUUACGCAUCCGUACUGUGCAAGAUUAUCCCUUUCAUUAUACUCAUCAACAUGUUUGCCAGCGUUUUCACACUGAGCUUGAUUAGUCUGGAUCGGUUUACUCAGGUGAUCACGCCGGUUUGGGCUCAGAAUCAUCGCAGCUUGUUCAUCGCACGACUGACCUGUGUAUCGGCUUGGAUUCUGCCUUCACUUCUUUGUGUGCCUUUUAUGUUAAAUAAGACUAUAACAGUAAAUAACAAAACAGACUGCGAUUUUGCUGACGAUUUUCAGUUGAAUAGAAGUUUUUGCAUCAUUAGAUUUGUGAUUGGCUUUUUGGUUCCUCUCAUAUGCAUCACAACAUGUUACGGAUUCAUCGCACACAAGUUAGGCAGGAGUCAUUUUCACUCUGGACGAGCAUUUCGUAUCAUGUCUGCUGUAAUCGUGGCCUUUUUUCUUUGCUGGCUGCCGUAUCACAUAGUAGUUUUGUUAAUAAUGUAUGGAGAGAAAUCCAGUUCCUCUGUGGCUGCGGCAGUGCAUCCGUUGACCUUCUCUUUGGCGUAUUUCAACAGCUGUCUGAACCCCAUUCUGUAUGUUUUCUUGGGGCAGGAUUUUAAGAGCAAUGUUAAACUUUCUCUAAGACGCGUUUUUGAAAGAGUUUUCUCUGAGGAGGGAACACAAGCAUCAUGAUCCACACAGCCUCAACACACACACUCAGUGUAGUGAAGAUAUCGGCUCAUUUAUACAGAGGUUUCUGAUUUAUUUUUAUUACUAUUCUAAUAAUGUUGUUCUAAUUAUUUCUUUUUGAAAUUCAUCAACUCGAAAUCAGAAAGUCAUCCAACUCUUAUUCAUUAUUCCUGUGUGUUUCUCUCUGUAUUGUUGAUGUAUUUUCAGUGAUUGGUGAUUUGUGAACUAUCGUCAAAGCUUAACAUCACAGUGAUUGAAUACUGAUGCUUGAUUAAUUAAUUCUAUGCUAAAUUCAUGAAGAAGAAAAUGUAAUUUAAAGCUUGUAAUUGUGAAUAUAACAAAAACAGGUUUUAUUUUACUCUGCCUUAUCUCAGUGAUUUAGUCAUUUUGGUGUUUUUCUACUUUAGUGUUAUGGAGUUGAUUACUCAGAAUAAAAAAGUGCAUGAUGUAUAAACAUUGUU
This is a messenger RNA of Carassius auratus (goldfish), 1987 nucleotides long. Its product is annotated as C3a anaphylatoxin chemotactic receptor-like. Gene Ontology annotation, molecular function: G protein-coupled receptor activity; complement component C5a receptor activity. Gene Ontology annotation, biological process: inflammatory response; phospholipase C-activating G protein-coupled receptor signaling pathway; positive regulation of cytosolic calcium ion concentration. The coding region runs from base 573 to 1529 and encodes 318 amino acids. Gene Ontology annotation, cellular component: plasma membrane. The record is from RefSeq and is a predicted model, not a curated record. The transcript is spliced from 2 exons. Lineage: Eukaryota; Metazoa; Chordata; Actinopteri; Cypriniformes; Cyprinidae.